GAAGAAAAAAGAAGAAGAAGAAAUAUACCCAGCUUGCUGGAUCGGAAUUCGGAGAUUCUUGUAAAAUGGCUUCAAAUCUUUCAGCUAUCGAGCUGUUGAAACUUGGCAAUGAAGGCCGAGAGGUUCCUCUUUUAAACAAAUACUGGCCACAUAUCUUGGGUGUAGGAUUCGGUAUAGGAACUGCUAUGGCGAUUAACUUCGGCACGCGACGUCCACUCUUUAGUGGAAUACAGAAGCACAUCGCUGGCGUAGCCGUGUGGACAAUUGGUCUAAAUUAUGUACAAAAUAAGAGGAACGAAUACCUAGCAGAGAAGGAUGCGGUUUUGAGACAUUACAUAGAGUUACACCCUGAAGAUUUUCCUGAACCAGAGAGGAAGAAAAUUGGUGAUAUGUUGGAAGAUUGGAUCCCUAUUCGUUAGUUUUUGUUAAUUGUAUAUAAAAUGGUUUAGAACUAUUAAAAUAAUUAUUACCACAAAAAAUGUGUUUUUAAUA
Messenger RNA from Aricia agestis (brown argus), 492 nucleotides. It is a transcript of the gene ND-B14.5B, whose product is annotated as NADH dehydrogenase [ubiquinone] 1 subunit C2. Gene Ontology annotation, cellular component: mitochondrial inner membrane. The record is from RefSeq and is a predicted model, not a curated record. Bases 66 to 419 code for a protein of 117 amino acids. The transcript has 3 exons. Gene Ontology annotation, biological process: mitochondrial electron transport, NADH to ubiquinone. Lineage: Eukaryota; Metazoa; Arthropoda; Insecta; Lepidoptera; Lycaenidae.